Messenger RNA from Heterocephalus glaber (naked mole-rat), 3013 nucleotides. Its product is annotated as toll-like receptor 11. Gene Ontology annotation, cellular component: plasma membrane. Gene Ontology annotation, biological process: signal transduction. Gene Ontology annotation, molecular function: protein binding; signaling receptor activity. The record is from RefSeq and is a predicted model, not a curated record. Lineage: Eukaryota; Metazoa; Chordata; Mammalia; Rodentia; Bathyergidae.
AUGGAAAAACCUCUGUUCUCUGCUCUCCUGCCUCUCUUACUGUUGGCCUUCGUGAGCCAUGGCUUAGUAAGCUGGGCAUGGACUACACCUGAUUGCACCAUCGCAGACAGCUCCCUACUGGCUAACCUCUCCUACUACAUCCCAUUCUGUUCCUUGGCCCCACGACUGCACCUUUUUGCAUCAUGCUCCAAUGUUAAAGAUGUAGCUCAGACCCUGAGAGCAGUGCCCCGGGAUAGAGAAGUGCUUUGCCUCCAAGGAAUAGUUCCUGUCCUUCCAGCCAAUGCCUUUGGUGACUUCCCCUCCCUACGGCUUCUGAGGCUGCAGUUGGGCAAUCUCAAGGUUGCCUCUAAGGCCUUUGAAGGAUUGGACCAGCUGCAAUACCUUUACUUUGAACAUCAUGCUCCCUGUUGCCUGAAUCUAUUUCUCCCUCCAGAUGCUCUGGAGCCCCUCAUAUUACUUAAUAGCCUUUCCUUUCAAGGCUACUGCUUAAAUUAUAGUUAGGACAUCCAGCUGCCAAUCAGCCUUACUUGUCUGACCCUGAGACACAGCUGUUUGACCAAGCUGCAGGAACUGAAGGGGCUCUUCCCAAAUCUUCUGCAUGGUUUCUCUCCUACAGCCAGCCCCAGACCAUUGGUAUCAUUUUUGGAGGUGCUGGAUUUGUCAUCCAACCUGCAGCUGAGCCAGGGAGGUAUCAGAUCCCUGGAUGGCCUCCAGAUGCAUUCUCUAAGAUUGGAUAGCACCCCGUUAAGUUUAUUAGGCCUCCUAGGCUCAGGGCUGCUCCAUCUGGACUUCCUCUCUCUUGUGGGUACAGGUGUGACAAAGCUGCCUGGGAGUGUGGCAGGGUACUUUGCACUUCGUGCCCUUGACCUUGGGAGGAAUCAAAUCCAAAAGAUAGAGGAUGCAGAUCUUGCAAGUUGCUACUCCCUGGAACUCCUCAGUCUUCAUGAUAAUGACCUGCAAUCACUUCCCAUCGGGUUCCUGAGUGCCCUUCCCCAGCUUCAGAGGCUCAACCUGUCCAUGAAUAAUCUGGGCUCAACCUUGGUCCUCCCAGAUGGGCUGGUUAGUACAAACCUGAGAGUGCUCGAUCUGUCCUACAAUGAAUUCUGUAAUCUGCCAUAUGGGGUCUUCUCUUUUCUUCCUCAACUUCCGGAACUCUGGCUGGGUCGCAACAACCUCUCCAACUUAACCAAUGGAAGCCUAGAGGGACUCAGGUGGCUAAAGACACUAGACCUGAGUUGGAACCAAAUUAAGAUUCUAAAUCCAGGAUGGCUGUCCUCUCUUCCUGCCCUCACUUCACUGAACCUCCUGGGCACCUAUUUAGAGUAUAUCCCAGGCAAACAGUUCCAGGGUCCCCACAAGCUGAGCUAUCUGCAGCUGGGCUCUCUUCUUGAGCUGCAGAUUUACCCUCCCUGGCCCCCCGCACUGCUCAGCUUGGAGGUAUGGGCAACAACGUGGGUCGAAUUCAUAGUCCACAAUGAACAACCAUUUUUGUUCUUGGAGAAUCUUACCUUGCAAACUUCCUUUGUGCUAUUGCAUCCAAGCAAUGCUACAGUUUAUUUCCCUUCCCUGCGUCACCUCACUCUGAGAGGUGUCAGUCCCUACAUUUUCUCAAGCCAUAGGCCCCAGAAAUUUUUUCCACAGCUUCCUCUCCUAGAGCACUUGCACUUCUGGUCUGAUAAUGGGGACAUGGAGAACAUGUGUCUGUUUGGCAUGGCCAGGCUUCAAGUGCUGGAGCUGGGGGACCUAAACUUCCUCUCUGAGUUUGGUUCAGUGAAGCUGGAGACAUUUCUGCAGGAAGUGCCUCAAUUACAGGUGUUGGCUUUGAGCCACCUGAAUCUUUGGAACCUCUCUAUGUCCACCUUCAAGGACUUGGGUCACCUCCGGUUGCUGCUGUUCAACUCUGAAUUGACCCUAGGGUUGGACAGUAGCCUUCAAGAGCUAAUCCCCCAGAUGCCACAAUAUGUUUAUUUCUCAAAUGUCACCUUCACCUGCCAGUGUGAAAGCUCUUGGGUGGGUCCCAACAACUUUGUGUAUGGGCUGGAGAAAUCCAUCUGCAUGGCAAAUGCUUCUGACUACUCCAAGGCUCCACUGCUCUCCUUCUUUUCUGAUCACUGCACACAUGAUCCCGAGUUUCAGGGCCUUCUUGCCAGCUUCACUCUUGUAUUCCUGAUGUCCAUCCUUGCACUGCUUGGCUGUCCCAAGUGGUACUGGCUUCACCACCUCUGGAAUCAUUUUCAGGCCUGGUGGUGGAAAUUAUGUGGGAGUGGCCCCAGAAGGCAAUUCUAUUAUGAUGUCUUUAUAUCCUAUUGUGAGCAGGACCAACCCUGGGUACUGGAAGAACUGGUUCCUGCCCUGGAGAAGCCUCCUCCGACAGGUGAGGGCUUGAGGCUAUGUCUGCCAGCAAGAGACUUUGGCCUUGGGCAGGACAGAAUGGAUGCCAUAGUUGCCAGCAUAGAAACUAGCAGAGCUAUUCUCUGUGUGCUCAGCUGUCAGGCCCUGAAAAGUACCUGGUGCAAUCUGGAGUUAAGGCUUGCCACCUACCAUUUGGUGGCCAGGCUCGGGACAGGCUGCCUACUGCUGCCGUUUGUAGAGCCUAUAGAUAGGCAGAAACUACACAGCUAUCACCGUCUCACCCGGUGGCUCCAGAAGGAGGACUAUUUUGAUUUACAUCAAGAGAAGGUGGAGUGGAAUUCUUUCUGUGAGCAACUUCGGAGAAGGCUAAGGAAAGUGGGACGAGAAAGAGAAGAUUAAAGGCUUUGAGUGAUUUAGCCAUCCAAGAAGGGGUUUUUGUAAGCAAUUCUUACUUCAAGCCUCCUUUUGGCACUAAAAAUGACAUAUAUGAGGAUACUUAAUCCCUGUGGGAAGCAUAUUUGAAAACACUGGAAAUAAGACAUUCAGUUCAAAAAACAAUUCUGAUACUGUUCCCAGUCCUUUGACAAGGCCUCAAAAAAAGAAUACAUGUACCAGCUGUACACAAAGAGUGCAAACAUUAUGUACUGAAAAUGUGUAAAGG